GUCUUUUUUAAAUAAAUAACGAGUUUUUUUAAUUGACGUUAAUUUAUGUUUUUAAAGAUAUUAAGAAAAAGUCAAGUAAAUAGUUCGUCAAAGUUAAGAAAUGUUUCUUUAAAUAUCUUAAGGAUUCGACAUUUUUAUACAGAGAAAGUAUGUAAUGAGAAGGCAAAAGCAGAAGUUAAGGAAGGGAAAAGAAAGUUAAAGAGUAGCGAUGAAAAAAAUAUUCAAGAUAAAAAAGCGAUAUCAGAAGAAUCGGAUUAUAUUAAAUGGGUUUUAGAUCCAAUGCAAGGUGGUCAAUAUGUAAAACCGUUAUCUAAAGCAGGCACGAAUUUUAUUAAUCAAAAAGAAUACCCAUAUCCAUUAAAUCCUAAAUUUAAACCAGUACCUCCAUUAAGUCUUCAAAUAAGAAGAAAUAUAUAUGAGAAAUGGAAACAAGGAAAAAAUUUAAGAGAAAUAUCAGAUAUGUUUAGUAUAAGUGUUGCACGUGUAGAAGCGAUUCUUCGUCUUGCUGAGGUUGAAUCUAAAUGGCAUCGAGAGAAAAAAACUCUUAAUUCAUAUGCUCAAACUAUGCAUAACAUGCUUGGUUCUGGUAAAAAUAAGUCACUUAAUGAGCCUCGAUUUUUUGUUUUUACCCCAUCUGAAUCUCAAAAUUUUACUUUAAUACAUGAAAAUUCUUAUUUUACUUCAAAAGAUGCAGCUGAUGAAUUACAAAGAUGUCUAUAUUCUGAUUUAAAAGAGAAAGUAAUACAAUCUCAAUCGAAUACAUUGUUACAUAAUAAACAUGAUAUUUCAAAUAAAGAAUCAGGAUUACAAAAAGAAAUAACUAAUUUAAUUCCACAGAAAAAUAGAUUUGAUUUAAAAGUUGUUGAUUCUAAUACGGGUAAUACUUGGUUACUAUCUAAAGGUGUCUUGAAACAAAUUAAAGUUAAAUAAUUCUAAUGAAAAAAAAAAACAAUAAUAUAUAUUAACUACUAAAGAA
Pneumocystis carinii B80 is the source of this 976-nucleotide messenger RNA. RefSeq lists its product as hypothetical. Gene Ontology annotation, cellular component: mitochondrial small ribosomal subunit. NCBI's taxonomy places the organism in Eukaryota, Fungi, Ascomycota, Pneumocystomycetes, Pneumocystales, Pneumocystaceae. Bases 46 to 930 code for a protein of 294 amino acids. The record is from RefSeq and is a predicted model, not a curated record. Gene Ontology annotation, biological process: mitochondrial translation. The transcript is spliced from 2 exons. Gene Ontology annotation, molecular function: structural constituent of ribosome.